AUGGCGAGGUCGAGAAGGAAAUACAAGGCUUCUAGGGCUAAAGUUCGUGUUGCUCUUCCUAAGAAAAACCCUAAUAUCUUUAAGCCAGCUUUCAACUUCCCUCCCAAGCUGCGUUCUCUCAUGGCGGACGAUGUCCCCGAAUGGGACGAUCAGGCUAGUGUCAUCGAGAACUACAAAUCCUUCGGUGUCGUCUCUAACCCUAAUUUGCUCGGUGUCCGAUCCCGCACCGACCAUAUGAUCCAAGUUGAAUCCCUCAACGUUCCUCCACCUCCGGAGCCACCGACUGAUGAUCCUACUGCUAAGGAGUUCGAGCCCAUCGAUUCCGGCAGCGAACUCGAGGAAGACGAUCUUAAGACAGCAUUGGGGAAGCAAAGAAAAGAUGGAAAGAGUGCGCCUUUACAGCCGCUUACAACUAUGCAACGUAAACAUAUAAGUCGUUUGGUCGAGAAAUAUGGAGAUGACAUUGAGGCUAUGUACCGAGACAGAAAGCUGAACUCGAUGCAGCAUUCCCUUGCAACACUACGGAAGCUAUGCACUAGAUAUCAGAUUUACAAAGAUACGAACCCGAUUUUAGUUCCAAGCUAA
Molecule: messenger RNA, 585 nt
Organism: Arabis nemorensis
Lineage: Eukaryota; Viridiplantae; Streptophyta; Magnoliopsida; Brassicales; Brassicaceae
Source: the annotation of a GenBank genome assembly